AUGAUUGACAAGGCUCAAUCCAAACUUUUUCAGCCUCUUGUGAUUGGAAAUGGAAAAGUAUGGCUUGAUCACAGGGUUGUCUUCGCCCCAUUGACCAGAAAUCGAGGAGUGCCUUUGAAUCCCAUCAGCACUCCACAGAACCCAAACCGCAUUUGGUAUCCUGGGGAUCUCAUGGUUGAGUACUAUGUUCAGCGAACGACGAAAGGCGGUCUUUUGAUUUCAGAGGGCAUUCCACCUUCACUUGAGAGCAAUGGAAUGCCUGGAGUGCCCGGUCUCUUCACUCAAGAGCAAGCCGACGGCUGGCGCAAAGUUGUCGAUGCCGUGCACGAAAAAGGAGGUUAUAUUUACUGCCAGCUUUGGCAUGCCGGUCGGGCUACUAUUCCUCAGAUCUCAGGUUCACACCCAGUAUCAGCCUCUGCCAGUGUCUGGGAUUCUCCGGACGAAUGCUAUUCUCACAUUCCUGUAGGUGAGUCGAAGCCUGUUCGCUAUGCGAACCAUCCGCCGGUGGAAUUGUCCGUCGAGCAUAUAGAAAAGACUAUUAAAGACUACUGCGACGCGGCGGAGAAGGCUAUGCACAUAGGCUUCGACGGAGUUGAGAUCCAUGCAGGAAACGGCUACUUGCCAGAGCAGUUCCUAAGCUCGAACAUUAACCAGAGAACAGAUGAAUACGGCGGGUCACCGGAAAAGAGAUGCCGCUUUGUUCUCGAGUUGAUGGAUGAAGUGGCUAAGCGAAUCGGCGAAGGAAGUCUUGCCAUUCGUCUUUCGCCCUUUGGUCUCUUUAAUCAAGCUCGUAGUGAGCAACGCUUGGAAACUUGGACUUAUCUUUGCAAAUCUUUGAAGCACGCUCAUCCGGCGUUGUCUUAUGUCAGCUUCGUUGAGCCUCGGUACGAACAAAUAUUCAGCUACGAAGAGAAAGGCAAGUUUCUCGCCAGCUGGGGUCUUCCCGAUGUGACCUUAGACGGGUUCCGUGAGAUCUUUGGAGACACUCCUUUUUUCUCAGCCGGCGGCUGGAACGACGCCAACUCUUGGGGUGUGAUUGAAUCAGGCAAAUAUGAUGCCUUGCUUUAUGGCCGCUACUUUAUCAGUAACCCAGAUCUGGUAACCAGGCUGAAGGAUGGUAUCCCGCUCGCGGCGUACGAUCGUACUCGAUUUUACGGUCCAUUUGAGGAUAAUACUAUCGGGUAUACAGACUAUCCAGUUGCGAAAGAGAUCACUUCGGCCGACAUAUGA
Talaromyces marneffei is the source of this 1230-nucleotide messenger RNA. RefSeq lists its product as uncharacterized. Gene Ontology annotation, molecular function: FMN binding; oxidoreductase activity. The coding region runs from base 1 to 1230 and encodes 409 amino acids. The record is from RefSeq and is a predicted model, not a curated record. The transcript has 3 exons. Lineage: Eukaryota; Fungi; Ascomycota; Eurotiomycetes; Eurotiales; Trichocomaceae.